Cladophialophora psammophila CBS 110553 is the source of this 2103-nucleotide messenger RNA. RefSeq lists its product as uncharacterized. Bases 1 to 2103 code for a protein of 700 amino acids. The record is from RefSeq and is a predicted model, not a curated record. The transcript has 2 exons. Lineage: Eukaryota; Fungi; Ascomycota; Eurotiomycetes; Chaetothyriales; Herpotrichiellaceae.
AUGAUUGACCUGCUGCCCAAGUCGCUAACCAACAAAUUCAACGACGCAACUGUGAUAUCAAUCCACAAGCGCGACUGGAGCAGCGAUUCCUCUGGCAGCAGUCUGCUGAACCCCGUCGAAUCACCAAGACCACGACGGGGCCGUCGACGGCAGUGGAAGAUUUCGAGACUCCAACCCAGCAAAGCAAUAUGCUAUGCAGCAGCAAUCGCCCUCUUAACUGCCGUUUCGCUCUGGUGGUUUCUCCGCCCUACGUCGGCCGGAGGUCUCAUUGAAAUUCCGGAACCUGAUGUUGAUGAUGGGUUGGAAGAGGAUGGCCCAAUUCCAAUGGGAAAGUCCGUGGAUCGAAACGGGAGAGAGGUCUUCUGGUGGGAGAAGUUUCCCAGGCUUCAUGGCUUUUAUCGAGGGCGCAAAAACAUCGUUCCAUUCUCCGACUAUAUCCCAGAGCAACAGGUAAAUGCUUUUGACCCCUUCGAUCCUGGAAAGCACGACGACGACGCCGAACUGAUUGCGCUCCCGUCGCCCUUGCCAACGAACCUCGAAGAAUGCUAUGUGGAUGAAGAGAGGAGAACCCUGCCACCUCCAAUAUCCGCAUACAGGGGGUUACCGCAGGGCAUGAGUGCGCCUCUGUUUGGGUCUCAAAGAGAGCUUGGCAUCAAUGAUCAAGUGUGUUACGAUCGCCUAAAUCGACUGGCACCUUACGGCUUAGGACUUGCGGAAGAAGAAGGAGGACUCGGCCAAAAGCCAGAAGGUGACUACGAAGGAUUAGAACAGGUGGUUGCGAUUGACUGGAAGGGUGUGAAAUGGCGCGAUGCACAGCGGGGAUGCUUCGAGAAGAAUUCCAGUCGGAUUCGAUCUCGGACCGCCUUUGUGCUCCGCACAUGGAGCACCUUCCACUAUACGGAAUAUCACAUCGCUAUGCUACGCGCCAUUAUCAGCGAACUCGUGAUUGCGUCCGGAGGUCGAUACACGGUUCAUUUCCUGAUUCACGUCCAGGACGAUACCAUUCCAAUCUGGGCUUCAAAAGAGCUGUACAACGAGAUCCUGAGAGACAGCUUGCCCGAAGAAUUCCGUGGAAUGGGCACGCUCUGGUCUGUCGCGCAAAUGAAGUUGAUUUACCCUCCACCAUUUCCCGACAGCAUCGUGAACUUCUCAGGUGGCGACAUUUACGACGCAUAUCGAUCUUUACAUUUCCCGCUACAGUACUUUGCAUCCCGAUAUCCGGAAUAUGAUUAUUUUUGGCAAUGGGAAAUGGACAUUAGAGUCACGGGGCACUAUCACGAACUGUUGAACCAAAUCGAGUCCUGGGCCGGAAACCAACCUAGAGACUAUGCUUGGGAGCGAUCAUCGACGUUCUAUAUUCCGUCAUUGCACGAUUAUUCUUUUGCAAACUACGCUCAAUCUGUCGUUGACGAGGUGAGGGCGCGCAACGAAACACCAAUUUCCGGUCCACAAAUACCGCAGGAGCGGCUGCUUGAUAUUCCCGAACAAAAGACCCCAGAUGACAACGACGAAAUCACGGAUCUAAUCUCAUUAAACCCUCUCUUUAGUCCAGAACACACUCGCUGGGCCUUCCACGACGACAUAACCGGUUACAACGUCACCCGUGACGGACGACCCCCUACACGCGCCGCCCUGAUUACAGCCUCUCGAAUGUCGCGUCGGCUCCUCCUUCUCAUGCACGAGGAAACUUACCGGAACAAACAUACCAUGUUUCCAGAGAUGUUCCCCGCUUCCAUUGCUCUUCAUUAUGGUCUUAAAGCGAUAUCCGCCCCUCUUCCGGUAUACUUUGACCGGGAUUGGCCCAGCACCCAUGCCGACGAAGUCUUUAACAACGCACCUAUCGGCUUGGAGCACAAAAAAGCAGGCAUGGACCACGGACACGGACAUUUCCACGGUGAAGGGGGCAGCGUAUUCGGGCCCGGCGAGCACGUCUUCCGUGGCGCGACAUAUUAUUCAAACGCAGGAUUUGCCGGCUAUCUCUGGAGAAGAUGGCUUGGUAGAGAAAAUGGAAAUGACGAACUUGCCUGGGAGUCGGAAGGCGGGCCAGGAGGCGGGCGAAUGUGUUUGCCCAUGAUGGUGCUGCAUCCCAUCAAGUACGAAUGA